Messenger RNA from Mercenaria mercenaria, 2484 nucleotides. Its product is annotated as trichohyalin-like. NCBI's taxonomy places the organism in Eukaryota, Metazoa, Mollusca, Bivalvia, Venerida, Veneridae. The transcript has a single exon. The record is from RefSeq and is a predicted model, not a curated record. Bases 32 to 1903 code for a protein of 623 amino acids.
UAGGAAAAAUCCGACAGUAAGCUUCACGGACAUGAGGCAGGAUUAUACAAAUAAAGGAAUACAAAGCCAAGAUAAAGGAAAAUUACAAAAAGAUAGUUAUAGAAAACAUAAAGUCUUAAGAAAGGAAGGGGAUGAAAGGAGAACACCCAUGUCUGAUGGUAGCAAGUAUUUGGACCAGAUAAGAUCUCACAGAGCAAAAACAGAUGACAAGUCUGAGAAAUCACGGCAGUACAAGGAAAAGGAGGCCAUAGAAGAAAGAAUUAAACAGAAAGAAAGGGAAAUGCAAUUAUUGAAACAAGAAGAAAGUAUGAGAGAAAGGAAAGCCACUGAAAGAUUAGAAAAGAAAGAGUAUGAGUUGGACAAACUGAUAGCUGAGCAAGAAGAGUAUCAAAGGAAGUUAGUUGUAAGACAGAAAGAGCAAGAGUUAGAGUUUUUGAUGGAGAAGAAGAGAUUAUCAGAUGAAGUGGAAUCAUUUAAGCAGCAAUUAAAUGAGGACAUGUUAAGAAAAGAAACAGAAAUGAGACAAAGGCAUGACAUGAUAGAGGAGAUAGUAAGGAAAGAUAUGGAAAUGAGAAUUAGAAAAGAAAUGGAGGAAAAUAUCAGAAAAGAAUUGGAAGUAAAAAUGCAAAAUGAUACAAAGGAGGAGCGACGAAAACAGGAGGAAUCGGAAAGAAGGAAGAUGUUAGAUAGUGAAAGAGAAAUGGAAGCAAGAAACCGAAAGGAAAUAGAAGAAAGAAGAAGAAAAAGGGAACAAAGAGAGAAAGCAUUGAAAUUAAGGAGAGAGAAGCAAAAGGAGAAGGAAGAUGAGCUGAUGAAAAGAAUACAGACACUUAAAGUUAGAGAGGAGGAAGUAAAUGCUGAACAAGAGACGGAAAGCACUGAUGAUGAAGAAGGCAAAGAAAUAGAGGAGAGAAUAAGACGAUUAAGGGAAGAAAAAGAAAGCUUGGAAAAGAGACAUAAAGAGAGAAGGGGGAAAGCAAAGGAUGAUAAAAAGGAGCAGAAAGAUGAAGAAGAUACGAGAAGAUUACUCAGCAAGCCCAAAAUACCACAGUUUGACGGAAACCAGUUUGAAGAAUGGAAAUUGGAAAUAACAAGUCUCAUUGAAACAAAGCUUUACAAGGAAUACAUACUGGCCCAAGCCGUAAGAAAUUCGAUAACAGGAAAAGCAAGAAAAGUUCUACUGACUCUGAAACCAUCAGCUUCCACUAAGGAGAUACUGAAGAAAAUGGAGGACAUCUAUGGAAAUAUUAGAAGUGGAGAUUCCAUCAUACAUGAUUUUUACUCGGCAAAGCAGACCAGAGGAGAGCCGUGUUCAGAAUGGGGUGUUAGAAUAGAGACGCUAUUUUAUCAAGCACUGGAGAGAGGUGAAAUAGAAGAAUCAAGAAAGGAUUCAAAGUUAAAAGAGCGAUUUUGGAGAGGACUUUUAUCUGAGAAAAUAAAGAUAGCUACAAGAUCAGCAUAUGAAUCCUCAGGAUCAUUUGAUACCCUUCGAAAGAAAGCAAGGAUUGAAGAAUUAGAAGUAGAAAGCGAAACUUUACCAUCAGAACAUGGAGUGAAAGAAUCAGAUGUCAAGUCAGUGAUUCGAAAUAUUCCAGAACAAGUGAAUACACACCAACCAAUACGUAGAGCAGAAGAAACGAACGCAACGAUGGAUGAACUAUUGAAAAAGAUGAUGGAAUUAGAGAAAGAAAUCAGAGACAUAAAAAGUAACCAGAGUGGAAAUACAGAGAGUAAAAGAGGAACAGGCGGAUACAGACCACGACCAUAUGGAAGGCCUUAUAGAUGGAGACGAUAUGGAGAUGAUAGAAGUGUUGAUGAUAAUUCGAAGAAGUCGGAGGAAAAGAAAAAGGAAACCCCACCAAAAGACCAUUCAUCAGAGAAGUCAAAGGACAAUUUAAACUAGAUGCGGUCUCUGUUGAGGGGCAAACAAGAGACAUUCGUCAAAGCCCUGAAAUGAAUAGAAAUAUGUUUCACAGAAUAGUUGGAGAUAGCAAUGAAAGUACAAUUAUAGUUGAAGAUAUAACAACAAAAGGCCUAAUUGAUACUGGAUCCAUGGUAACCACAAUUUCUGCCAAGUUUUAUGAAUCAUUAGAUCCUGUUCCACCAUUAUAUUCGUUAGACGAGUUUGAAUUGGACAUCAAAUGCGCCAGCGGACAAAGUUUACCAUAUUGUGGCUGUACUGAAAUAGACAUCAAAAUUCCAUCAUUAUCGGACACCGUCUUCAACAUUCCUGUACUAAUCGUUGAGACCACCGAUUACCAUCAAUCUGUCCCAGUUAUCAUUGGCACGAACUUAAUAAGAGAAGUAAAGACAAACUCAGAAAAUAGAUCAGAAAGUGAAGCUUCAGCUUGGAAUAUGGCAUUUGAAGCAAUUUCCAAUUGUUCAGUCGGAACCGUUAAAUCAACAAAACCCAUUACUCUACAUCCAAUGGAAACAAGAACAGUAACAGGAUUUGUCCGGAAGCAAAAGAAUACAAAGGCAGCA